AUGGCUGGGCAGGUCCUGUGUCACCCAUGGUCCUUGAGGCCACACAAGUCUCUGGGGAACACAGGGGCAGGGCCGAGCUGUGUCCCAAGGGCACUGCAAGGGUCCUGCAGGGGCCAUUCAGGUGUGCGAGGCAGCUGUUCAGGGGUCGCCUCUAACUUCCCAGGACAGCCAACCAUGGAGCCCGUGGGCAGGAAGCGCAGCAAGAGGGCUGCCAAGGUUCAGUUGGAGGCUCAAGUUAUGGCCGCCCCCGUGAAGGAGCAUGCAGGAAAGGAUCCAGUCAAUGAUGAACAUGAGGGAAGAAACCCUUUUACAGAAACAAGGGAGGAAGAUGUAACUGAUGAGCAUGGGGAAAGAGAACCUUUUGCUGAAAGAGAUGAGCACAUGGGGAUUCAUACCAUGAAGCUAGAAUAUAUUGCAGCUAACAUUAAAGAGGACCUUGCUGCAAAAAGAAAAAUGAUAAAAAUAGAUAAAGCCGCUUAUAGGAAAACCAAGGACACAAUUGAACGUGCUUUGAGAAAAAAACAACUAAAAAGGCAGAAACGUGAUUAUAGACAUACUCGGAAGUUGCUGAAUGUCCUUAAAGAAUACAUCGCAGACAAGCAGAAAGAUGAUGAGGAAGCAGAAGCAGCAGCAGCAGCAGCAGCAGCAGCAGCAGCAGAAGUAAUAGUAGUAGAAGAACAAGAGGAGGAGGAGAAGGAGGAGGAGGAGGAGAAAGAAGAAGGAGAAGGAGAAGAAACAGAAGAAGAAGUAAUUAAAGCAUUUCAAGAAAAACAGAAGAGGUGUCAACAACAUACAAGUGUUAGGAGAGGGGGGCUGAAAGAGGUGAAGCCGCUACGUGAGCAAUUCAUAAAGGCUACCAAGGACUGUAAAGACAAUUAUUGCAUCAUUUCUUCCGAUGAAGAAAGUGAACUUGAUAACUAG
Molecule: messenger RNA, 921 nt
Organism: Cercocebus atys (sooty mangabey)
Lineage: Eukaryota; Metazoa; Chordata; Mammalia; Primates; Cercopithecidae
Gene: FAM9A
Product: family with sequence similarity 9, member A
Exons: 8
Coding region: 1-921 (306 amino acids)
Biological process (GO): meiotic cell cycle; spermatid development
Cellular component (GO): synaptonemal complex
Source: RefSeq, a predicted model, not a curated record